Messenger RNA from Exaiptasia diaphana, 2811 nucleotides. Its product is annotated as dynein regulatory complex subunit 4. The transcript is spliced from 22 exons. Bases 247 to 2460 code for a protein of 737 amino acids. The record is from RefSeq and is a predicted model, not a curated record. Lineage: Eukaryota; Metazoa; Cnidaria; Anthozoa; Actiniaria; Aiptasiidae.
CGAACGGCGUCUGUGGUAACGAAUCUUGGUGAACGUGUUUUGGUGGAUUAAUAGGCUUGAUAUACCCGUUGAUCUCAGGAAUACGCUUCAAAUAAUUGCUAAAAUAUAUACGAUAUUUGCGAAGUCAUUUUUCCAGCUCUAAAUUGGGCUUAUAGUAAUAAUCGUCGUAGAAUUUGCUGUUCAAAGACAAAGCGCGCGAAGUUGGUGAUCGAAUAUCCGGUUGAAUCAACGGGUCAUUUUACGAUCAUGGAUCAUCGAUACUCUACAUUACCAGCCAAAGGAUUUUCUACUGAUAUUGGAGCCAGAAAAAGAGUUCAGCUUCCUGGCGAUCAAGGGAAAGGCACAUCGUCAAGCUUGCAGCCUGGUUUGUCAAGUCUGUUUCACAGCACUCCAUUGAAUAAGGUGGCCACUCCUGUGUCUACAACUAUGGCUUCCUACUAUACCAAACCUAGAACAACCAAUAGCCUUUAUAAUCCACCAACAUCAAUGGUAUCAGCCAGAACACCUCGUAGCAAAUCACCAGGUAGAACUACCAGCCCCUUGGGUGGUAACAGAAGGUCUAUAAGUCCAAGACGAGGAACAAGUCCAUCAAGGUCACUUUCACCAAGCAAACAGCUUUCUGAUGUUGAUACUGAUACCAUUCAAAGACAAAGGAGAGAACUUCAGCUUCUUAUUGGAGAACUAAAGGAUAGAGACAGAGAGUUGACAGACAUGGUACAAGCACACCAAAAACAAAUUGUUGCCUGGGAAGAAGAUAGACAACGAGUGUUAACUCUAGAAAAGAGAUGUUCCAGAUUAGAAAGUGAAGUCAAGAAUAAAACUGAGCAAAUAAAAGCAAGUCAAGCAAGAUUAAAAGCAGCAGAAGCAGAAGAGAAAAGUAAAAAUAGAGAACUUGAAGAUACACAGGUUCAACUACAGCAAGUAUCUGAACAAGCUAAUACAUCAAUACACCAAUUACAGGACUUGGAGGAGAAGAACAUCAGUUUAACUAACACAAUGAGAGAGUUAUCAAGCACUAUUGGUCAACUACAAGCCAGAGAACAAGAACUAUCAACUAGACUUAAACUGAAAGACAAUGAUAUCUCAGAGGCAAGCAUCAGACUAUCUGAAAUGCAGCAAAAGUUGAGAAGACUUGAAAACUACUGUCAGGAUCUGAAGAAGGCUGACCAAACUCUGAAAACUGAGAGAGAUCAAUGGAAGGACCAAGCAUUAGCUAAUAAGAAUGAAAUAGAAAAGCUUAGAGGUGAUAUUACAAAGCAAUUCAGUGAUGCAGAUGAAAUUCAAGCAGAGUGUGCUCAAGUCAAACAGGAGGUGUUAGUAUUGCAGAAAGAACUCUUUUUAGCUGGUGAAAGAGAAAAAAGAAAAGACCAGCUUUUAGAUCUUCAAAAAUCAAAGCAAGAUAGAGCAGAUGCAGAAUUACAAAAUCUUAGACAGAUAUGUGAGCGUCAGCAGCGGGAUAUCUCUUACCUACAAAUGCAGCUUCAAACUAAUCAGGAAGCAAUGUUUAAACCAGAUGAUUUUACAUCAGAUGACAAGAUUAGUGAUUACUAUGAAGAAAAGAUAGAUUACAAUUUAAACACAGACUUUGACAACCAGGAUGCCAUGUCUACAAAAUCUUCAGAAAUUGAUGACACCUUUCCUUUACCUUACAAGAGUAGCAGUUUAGAGAAUGGAGAUUUAGAUGACUUGUCCCCAUACCUCCCAGCCGUCAAAAGUUUGUCUCAGCCUGUCUCCAACUAUGCUACAGCAGGAAGCGACUUUGGUGAUGACUUAGAGAGCCUUAACCAUGAACCAUUGCCGACAGCACUCUCCAGUAGGCCAUAUACUAAUGUAACUGCACAUCAAAGCUAUGGAGGUUCUGCUCCUCCAACUUACGGCACCACUGCUUCACAAAACUACAGUACAACAUUGCCACAAAGCUAUGGGUUGACUGCACCUCAAAGCUAUGGGAGCACUGUUCCUCAAAGCUACAGUACAGCUGUAUCUCAGAGUUAUGGGACAACUUUGCCUCAAAGUUAUGAAACAAGUCAUCAGACCUACUACAGUGGACAAGCAAAGCCUGAUGUAUACCAAGGCAUAGGUAGCCUAUCAUUGGCUGACCCUAAGACUGAUGUUCAAUCAGUUGAUGGAAGUUAUGCUCCAUACAGUUCUGGUCCUACUUUGACAUCCACUCCAGCAGCAUCAAGACCUAAUGGGUUUACUCUAAAUACAUCUACACCACAAACUAAUCAUCAGGAUAACGAGUCUUCCCCUACUAGCAAACUACAUCGAUUACUGGCCGAAUCUCGUCAGAUGGUUCAGAAUCUUGAACAAGUUUCUUCUUACGGCACCCCUUCAAGUCCUGCUAAACAGGAUGGUUCCAAGGGUACAGAGCAGUACACUCCACCUCAAAAGCACAUGGGAAGUCCAUUAACCAAUCAUGUGCAAAGUAAAGGCCAGGGUUUGUCUGCUUCGACGUAAMAGCAAGCAACAAACUGGUCGUGAAAGAAAAACAGCAGAAAACAUUAGAAUACCUAAUAAUAGCCUUCAUGAUUUUAUAAAUUUAAAUUCUUGCCACCGAUGAUGAGGAAAUUAUUUAUUAUCAGAUGAUUUGAGAAGUAUAAUUAAUUUUAAUCCAAGACUCGUUGUAGUCAUGUAACAAACUGGUUAGUAGUUUUUAAAGGUUUAUAAUUAGUUCGUGUCGCUGGACAACAACCAGUGACGAGUACGAAGUGUGAUAAAAGAAUGUAAAUAUCGGUUUUCAAUUAUAUGUCUUGUUCUUAAUACUAUGAUAUAGAAAUAAUAAAAAAUAUUGUUAUGUGUCCCAUAGCA